This is a messenger RNA of Anisakis simplex (herring worm), 351 nucleotides long. The record is from the annotation of a GenBank genome assembly. NCBI's taxonomy places the organism in Eukaryota, Metazoa, Nematoda, Chromadorea, Rhabditida, Anisakidae.
AUGGGUGUGAGGUUUUGGGCUGGCGGUCGUCAUGCACACUAUAAGUUGACAAGUACGGUGAUGUUGUGGUUGCAAACGAACAAGGAGGGAAGUGGUAUGAUGAACUUGGGAGGAUCGCUGACACGACAGGUUGAGGCCGAUCAUCCAGUAAAUGAUUCUGUGAAUACGCAUCUUGUUAAUAUGGGACGAAUGAUAGAGGAUAUGGAGAGUAAGAUACGUUCAACGCUGAAUGAGAUUUACUUUGGCAAGACCAAACAGAUAGUGUGCGAGUUGCGUACCACACUGGAUUCAGAGGAGUUGAAGCGACAGAAAAUGAUCGCAAAUGAAAUAAAAGGCGGCAUAACGAAAUGA